AUGGCCGAGGUGUGUGCCAGGGCCGUGGUGGUCGUGGUGAUGGUGAUGGGGGCGGCGGUGGGCGGUGAGUCAGCAAGGGAGGUUGGCGUGGUGAGGUUCCAGACAAGCGACGUGGCCACCACCGAGUCUAUGCUGGACACGGGCCUGGGUCGCAUUCCAGCCCUCAGACAGGUGACACUGUUGGUCCACCUCAAGCUGCGUCGCGUCACCUCCCACAUCCCGCUGCUCAACUAUGCCGUGGAGGGCACUAACGAGGAGCUGUUCGUGGAGCUGGUGUCUAAGAAGAAGGACAUGCACGUACAGUGUUGCGGCGGGCUCGUCUCCCAGGCGCUCAGGUUCAAGCUCAAGAUGUUCCACUGGCAGCACAUAUGUGUGUCGCUCAACCUGGACACCCGUGUGUUGCACGUCAUCUACGACGACCUGGAGUACCGGCGUCACCUCUCAGUGCCUGAUGUGGACCCUGGGGCGCGGCUGGAGGUGCGCGGCGGCGGCCGUCUGGUGGUGGGCCAGAAGCUAUACUCCCUGGCCGGGGACUUCAUCGUGCUGGAAACCCUGGACGGCGAGGUGGGUGACUGGCGGCUGUACGACAUAGCCCUGGAGCCGGCCCAGAUGAAGGAGCUGCUCGCUUGCCGCGACGUGAAUGACCUGCGGACUCCGAUGAUCGACCUGUGGAGCGGCCACUUCAAGGUGCUGGGCCCCACCGCCAGGCGCAACAUAACGCUGGCCGAGAUCUGCAGCGACAGGGUCUCGGGCUUCUACUUAUUCUUCCCGCAGAAGACGGCGUUCAGCAAUGCGUUCUCUUGGUGCCGCAAGCUCAAGGGUAACCUCAUCCUGCCGCAGGAAAACGUCACCAACGCCUAUUUCUUUGACCGCUUCGUCAGUUACAAGGACGAGUGUGACGACAUCUGGACGCACCUCUUCUGGAUCGGCUCCAGCGGGAACCUGACGAGCCGCGAGUGGGAGAGACUGACGGACGGCGAGCUCGUCACGUGGCACCCCUUCUUGAGGGAGUACCGCACCGUCACGCCGGAGUUCCAGUGCAUCGCCGUAGUCACCCACGACCCCUACAAGUGGGCGGCGUGCCCCUGCGACAUCGAAACGUGUGUCCUCUGCAACUUUACCACCCACCCAGAAAUGCGGCUGCGCGGCCUCUGCAGGGACUCCUCCUUCGACAGGCGCUUCUCCUUCCGCGAUAACAGGGACUACAAUCUGAUCUUUGACGGUCUGGCCCACGUGAUGAUGAAGGAGCAGAACGGCACGUGGAUCAUGCGGAGCCGCCUCUACCCAACCCUGAGGGCCCGCAUGGUGUCCCAGUGGGUGGGGCAGUACCCUGUGGGCGUCCACACGUGGCUCAUCGAGGGUGACAGAUGCCGCCAGAAGGAGGUUGAACUGCUGCUGACGUCUUGCCACAACGACGAGUACACGUGUAACGAUGGGUCCUGCAUCGAAAAGAGCCGCCGCUGUGACCUGAGCGUGGACUGUGACGACCAGAGCGACGAGAUGGACUGCUCGGUGGUGGUGGUGCCCGAGGGAUACCCCGAACAGCUGCCGCCGCCCACCUACAAGAGCACGCCGCUGCCCAUCCUCUUCGCCCUCAACAUCACUUCGGUGAGGAAGUUCAGCUUGGCGUCCUUCACCAUCGAAAUCGACGUGAACAUAAGGACGCAGUGGAGGGACCGCCGCCUCAAGUACAAAAACCUGCUGGCGAACUCAAUGGCCAACAAGCUGCAGGAGUGGACCGAGGUGUGGACGCCGCGCCUGGAGAUGGAGGACGGCACUCAGAGCCCCGUGGAGGUCAUGACACACUCCCAGGCCGCCUACGUGGAGCGAACCUCUCGGCCGCUGCCCGACGAUGACACCACCAUCAGGGAAGACGUGACGUACAGCGGCGAGGCCAACAUGCUGGUGUUCCUGGACGAGACGACGCUCACCUUCAAGUGUCACUUCGAGCUCCAGAUGUACCCGUUCGACCGUCAGCACUGCUUCAUGGUCUUCAGGAUCAAGGACAUGAAGGAGGAACUCGGCGUCCUGGUGCAGGACGGGCCGGGGGUCACGUUCAAGGGAUCCAGGUACCUGCUGGAGUACACCCUCGUCAAGGAAUCAUUCAGCAACUUCUCCUACCAAGAGACCAGUCAAAUACAGAUCCGCUUUGAGUUCCGCAACCAGUACGGCUACUAUAUUGGCAACACUUUCCUGCCCAGCCUCAUGCAGGUGAUCAUCUCGCUGGUAACACUGCGCUUCGAUCUGGCGGACUUCCAGGACCGCAUCAUGGUGUCCCUGACGUCCCUCCUCGUGCUGGCGACCUACUUUACGCAGACCAGUCAGACCAUCCCCAAGACCUCCUACCUCAAGCUGAUUGACGUGUGGUUCGUGGCUCUCAUCACGCUGGACUUCGGCGUCAUCCUGUCCCUGGUCUACGUGGAGACGUUGAGGAUCAAGGAGAGGGAGAGGGAGAGCGUCGUCAAGGCCUUCAGAGUCUCUCCCGCUGGUGAAGUCGCCAGGAUGGGUGGGAGGCGCUUCACGGCUUCAUAUUCUUGCUCCUCGCUGCGAGCCCUGCUCUCGUCCCGCCUCCCGUCCUGCCCUGCCGAGACGAACGUUUUCUUCAUCAAGUUUUUCUCCAUGACGAUAGUGCUCAUGCUGGUCUGCUUCGUGUCCACUUGUAUCUACGGGAUGUACAUGGAUGACUAAGCAAAGAGAAUGUGACGCGACUUUGUACACCGGCUCAUCCCUAUGCUGUCCAACUUCCUAAUGCAAAAGUUAUCUAGUGUCUUUAAUCUUUCAUCUCCUGUAUCCUUCAAUGCAUAUUGAUAUAUACGAAGAGAAUGUGACACGACUUUGUAUUCAGGCUCAUCCAUCUGCUGUCCAACUUCCUAAUGCAAAAGUUAACCAGUGUUUAUACUUUUCAUCUGUCUCCUGCGAGGUGUGUGGAAAGGUUGGAAAGUUUCGUGGGUGGAAAGGUUAGAAAAUUUCGUUUAGUCGGCGCAACAUCUGUGGUCAUAUGCCGGAGAGAGACAGAAGGGGAAGGAAUUAUAGGAAAGGGAACAGACCCCAGGAGACGGGACACAAACCCCGAUUAAUACCUGCUGGGUGGACAGGAGCGUAGGGUAUCAGAAAAGCCGCCCAAAUUUUUCCAUUCCGCCCAGGAAUCGAACACGGGCUCUCUCGGUUGUGAGCCGAGUAUGCUAACCACUGCACCACGAAAACCCCGAGAAGUGUGUGGAUGACUAGGCGAAGAGAAUAUGACUCGACUUUCUAUUCAAGCUCAUCCAUAUGGUAUCGAACUUCCUAAUGCAAAAGGUAACUGGUGUCUAAACUCCACCUCGCGUCGCUAAACUCUGAACAGCCUCCCUUCGUCCGUAUUUCUUUUUGCCUAUGACUUCGGAUUUUUAAAGAGAAGUGUACCAAGACCUCCAUAAUCCAAAUUGACCAGUCUUUAGUAAUCUUCUGUAUUUUGUAUGGUGAGGACAGCCGCUCUUAAGACUCGUUUUCUACAUUCGGAAGUUGG
Molecule: messenger RNA, 3505 nt
Organism: Eriocheir sinensis (Chinese mitten crab)
Lineage: Eukaryota; Metazoa; Arthropoda; Malacostraca; Decapoda; Varunidae
Exons: 11
Coding region: 1-2688 (895 amino acids)
Biological process (GO): chemical synaptic transmission; chloride transmembrane transport; signal transduction
Cellular component (GO): synapse; membrane; neuron projection
Molecular function (GO): neurotransmitter receptor activity; chloride channel activity; protein binding
Source: RefSeq, a predicted model, not a curated record